Phycomyces blakesleeanus NRRL 1555(-) is the source of this 291-nucleotide messenger RNA. RefSeq lists its product as hypothetical. The record is from RefSeq and is a predicted model, not a curated record. NCBI's taxonomy places the organism in Eukaryota, Fungi, Mucoromycota, Mucoromycetes, Mucorales, Phycomycetaceae. Gene Ontology annotation, molecular function: NAD+ poly-ADP-ribosyltransferase activity. The transcript has 2 exons. The annotation marks the transcript as partial.
GAAAUAUCACAUUUGUUCUCUGUCAACCGGUUUGUCGAACAAGGGCGAUUCAAGCCAUUUGAAAACAACAAGAACAGAAAACUUCUCUGGCAUGGAUCAAACACAAGCAAUUUCAUGGGAAUUCUCAAACAAGGUCUCCGAUGUCAACCUCAGACUACUGACCAUAAUGGUGCUCAAUAUGGAAAUGGAAUCUACUUUGGUGACAUGUUCUGCAAGUCGAUUUCUUACUCUGGAAAUAACACUGGCUUUGAAAACAAAGCUUAUAAACUUCUCUUGCUUUGUGAAGUUGCU